Molecule: messenger RNA, 324 nt
Organism: Penicillium robsamsonii
Lineage: Eukaryota; Fungi; Ascomycota; Eurotiomycetes; Eurotiales; Aspergillaceae
Product: Aldehyde dehydrogenase N-terminal
Exons: 3
Coding region: 1-324 (107 amino acids)
Molecular function (GO): oxidoreductase activity
Source: RefSeq, a predicted model, not a curated record
AUGAUCACUGCCGUUACAAUUUGUGGAAUCGUCUGUACGUUUGACUUGAUAUCGCCAACUACAAAUGAAAAGUUUGCCAAAGUCUAUGAAGCGACUGAAGAUGAUAAAAAUACAGCAGUGGCAGUAGCAAAGGCAGCUUUCCCGCCGUGGUCUGCGCUUUCGCCGCUUCCGGGAGAGGUUGGCUUCCUGAUUCUCGAAUCGCACGAGGAACUUGCUCAACCAGAGGCUGUGUCCAUGGGUCGUCCUGUCCCAGGAUAUUUCGACCCCUGUGCAGCAGCAAUCACCUUUAACUUCUUCGCCGAGAACGGCUACCAGGCGCUAUGA